GUUUUGGACUUCUGCAAUUGAUUCAACUUCUUUUUGAACACAGACUAAAGGAUACACACAAUGCGUCCAGAAGUUGAACAAGAACUUGCUCACGUCUUAUUGACAGAAUUAUUGGCUUAUCAAUUUGCCAGUCCAGUUAGAUGGAUUGAAACUCAAGAUGUCUUUUUAAAAGACUACAACACUGAAAGAGUGGUUGAGAUUGGUCCUUCACCAACUUUGGCUGGUAUGGCUUCAAGAACCAUCAAGGGUAAAUACGAAUCUUAUGAUGCUGCUUUAUCUUUACAAAGACAAGUUUUAUGUUAUGCUAAAGAUGCUAAAGAGAUUUACUACACCCCUGAUCCUGCUGAUUUAGCUGCUAAGGAAGCGGCUUCUGCUCCAGCUGCUACUGAAUCUACUCCAGCCGCUACUCCAGCUGCUUCAGGUGCCCCAGCUGCCGCAUCUGCACCAGCACCAGCUGCUGCUCCAUCAGGCCCUGUUGCUGAAAUUCCAGAUGAACCAGUUAAAGCCUCAUUAUUACUUCACGUCUUGGUUGCCCAAAAAUUGAAGAAAUCUUUGGAUCAAGUUCCAAUGGGUAAAGCUAUCAAAGAUUUGGUUAAUGGUAAAUCUACAAUUCAAAAUGAGAUCUUAGGUGAUUUAGGUAAGGAAUUUGGUUCAACUCCAGAAAAACCAGAAGAAACUCCAUUAGAGGAAUUGGCUGAAACUUUCCAAGAUACUUUUGCUGGUGCUUUAGGUAAACAAUCAUCAUCUUUGAUUGCUAGAUUAAUGUCUUCUAAGAUGCCUGGUGGUUUCAGUGUCUCAUCUGCUAGAAAGUAUUUGCAAUCCCGUUGGGGUCUAGGUGCAGGUAGACAAGAUUCUGUUUUGUUGAUUUGUUUGACCCAAGAACCUGCCUCUCGUUUAGCUGCUGAAGCUGAUGCUAAAGCUUACCUUGACGGUGUUGCUCAAAAAUACGCUUCUAUUGCCAACAUUUCUUUGAGUUCUGCAGCUGCUGCUUCAUCUUCAGGUGGUUCAGGUGGUGCUACUAUUGACGCUGCUGCUUUCGAAGAAUUAACCAAGGACAACAAAAUCUUGGCUCGUCAACAAUUGCAAGUUUUGGCUCGUUACUUGAAACUUGAUUUGAACAAAAGUAACAAAUUGGUCGAUCAACAAAAGGAUAACUUGAAAGCUUUGCAAGAUCAAUUAGAUAACUUGACCAAUGAAUUGGGUGAAUAUUUCAUUGAAGGUAUCACUUCUUCAUUCUCAAGAAAGAAGGCCAGAGUUUAUGACAGUUCUUGGAAUUGGUCAAGACAAAGUUUGCUAACUUUAUACUUUGAAAUUAUCCAUGGUUGUUUGAAAAGGGUUGACAGGGAAUUGGUUUCUGAAGCUAUCAACAUCAUGAACCGUUCAAAUGAUACUUUAAUUAAAUUUAUGGAAUACCAUAUUAACAAAGCUGAUGCUACCAAAGGUGAAAACUAUGCUUUAGCCAAAGAAUUAGGUACUCAAUUGAUUGAAAACUGUAAACAAGUUUUGAACUUAGACCCGGUUUACAAAGAUAUUUCAUACCCAUUAGGUCCAAAAACUAAUGUUGAUCAUAAAGGUAACGUCAAAUACUCUGAAGAACCAAGAGAAAAUGUUCGUAAAUUACAACAAUAUGUCCAUGAAAUGUCUCAAGGUUCUGAAGUUACCAAAAUUCCUCAACCAACUAUCGAACAAGAUUUAACUAAGGUUUACAAUGCCAUUUCAAAACAAGCUGAAUUAUCAUCUGGUACAAAAGUUGAAUUUGAAAAGUUAUAUGGUGAAUUGAUCAAAUUUUUGGAAUCCUCAAGUGAGAUUGAAAUCAAGAAAAACACCACUAUUGCUGGUAUGAAUGAUGAUAAUUUGGACUCUGAUUCAACCAAAGAAGUUGCCUCAUUACCAACCACUUCCUCAAUUUCAAACCCAGUUUCUAAAGUUAUUCCACCAGAAACUAUUCCAUUUUUACAUUUGAAAAAGAGAUUACCUGAUGAUUCUUGGACUUAUGACCGUUCGUUAACUUCUGUUUAUUUGGAUGGUUUAGAACAAGCUGCUGUCAAUGGUGUUACUUUCAAAGGUAAACAUGUAUUGAUCACAGGUGCCGGUGCUGGUUCUAUUGGUGCUGAAAUCUUGAAAGGUUUGAUUCAAGGUGGUGCUAAUGUUGUUUUAACCACUUCAAGAUUUUCCAAGAAAGUCACCGAGUACUACCAAGAAAUCUAUACCAACUAUGGUGCUAAAGGCUCCUCUUUGAUUGUCGUUCCAUUUAACCAAGGUUCUAAACAAGAUGUUGAAGCUUUAGUUGAUUAUAUCUAUGAUGAUGUCAAGAAAGGUGGUUUAGGCUGGGAUUUGGAUGCUAUCAUUCCAUUUGCAGCUAUUCCAGAAAAUGGUAUUGAAAUGAACCAAAUUGAUUCUAAAUCAGAAUUUGCUCACCGUAUUAUGUUGACCAACUUGUUGAGAAUUUUAGGUUCUGUUAAAAACCAUAAAUUUGAAAGAGGUAUUGAAACUAGACCUGCUCAAGUUAUUUUACCAAUGUCUCCAAAUCAUGGUACUUUUGGUGCUGAUGGUUUAUACUCUGAAUCCAAAUUGUCAUUAGAAACUUUGUUCAACAGAUGGCAUUCAGAAAGCUGGGCUAAUCAAUUAACCAUUUGUGGUGCUGUUAUUGGUUGGACCAGAGGUACUGGUUUAAUGAGUGCCAACAACAUUAUUUCAGAAGGUAUUGAAAAAUUAGGUGUUAGAACUUUCAGUCAAUCUGAAAUGGGUUUCAACUUGUUAGGUCUAUUAACCCCGGAAAUUACUGAAUUAUGUCAAAAAUCACCAGUUUUAGCUGAUUUGAAUGGUGGUUUACAAUUCAUUAGCUCAUUGAAAGAACGUACCAACAAAUUAAGAUCUGAAAUUCUUGAAACUUCUGAUAUUAGAAGAGCUGUUUCUAUUGAAACUGCCCUUGAACAUAAGGUUGUUAACGGUGCCAAUGCUGAUGCUCCAUUCGCAAAGACUCAAAUCAACCCAAGAGCCAACAUGAAAUUUGAUUUCCCAACUUUGAAACCAUAUGAAGAAAUCAAGAAAUUGUCACCAAACUUGGAAGGUUUGUUAAACUUGGAAAAAGUUGUUGUUGUUACUGGUUUUUCAGAAGUUGGUCCAUGGGGUUCUUCAAGAACUAGAUGGGAAAUGGAAGCCUUUGGUGAAUUCUCAUUAGAAGGUUGUAUCGAAAUUGCUUGGAUCAUGGGUUUGAUCAAAUACCACAAUGGUAAUUUGAAAGGUAGACCAUAUACAGGUUGGGUUGAUGCUAAAACUAAUGAACCAGUUGAAGAUAAAGAUGUUAAAGGUAAAUAUGAGGAAUUCAUCUUAGAUCACUGUGGUAUUAGAUUGAUCGAACCUGAAUUAUUCAAUGGUUACAACCCAGAAAAGAAAGAAUUUAUUCAAGAGGUUGUUAUUGAAGAAGAUCUUGCUGAAUUUGAAGCCUCUAAAGAAACAGCUGAACAUUUCAAGCAUGAACACGGUGAUAAGGUUGAGAUUCAAGAAAACCCAGAAACUGGUGAAUUCACCGUUAAGUUAUUGAAAGGUGCUUCAUUAUACAUUCCAAAAGCUUUGAGAUUCGACCGUUUGGUUGCUGGUCAAAUUCCAACUGGUUGGGAUGCUAGACGUUAUGGUAUUCCAGAAGAUACUAUUUCACAAGUUGAUCCAAUCACCUUAUUCGUUCUUGUUGCCACUGUUGAAGCUUUCAUUUCUGCUGGUAUUAAAGAUCCUUAUGAAUUAUACAAAUAUAUUCAUGUUUCUGAAGUUGGUAACUGUUCAGGUUCAGGUAUGGGUGGUGUUUCUGCCUUGCGUGGUAUGUUCAAAGAUCGUUAUAAGGAUCAACCAGUUCAAAAUGAUAUCUUGCAAGAAUCUUUUAUCAACACCAUGUCCGCUUGGGUGAAUAUGUUGUUAUUAUCAUCAUCUGGUCCUAUCAAGACUCCAGUUGGUGCUUGUGCCACUGCUGUUGAAUCAUUAGAUAUCGGUGUUGAAACUAUCUUGUCUGGUAAGGCCAAGGUUUGUAUUGUUGGUGGUUAUGAUGACUUCCAAGAAGAAGGUUCUUAUGAAUUCGGUAACAUGAAUGCUACUUCAAACUCAUUAGAUGAAUUUGAACAUGGUCGUACUCCAGGUGAAAUGUCAAGACCAGCUACUACAACAAGAAAUGGUUUCAUGGAAGCUCAAGGUUCAGGUAUCCAAGUUAUUAUGAAUGCUGAUUUAGCUUUGAAAAUGGGUGUCCCAAUCUAUGGUAUCUUAGGUAUGACUGCUACUGCUACUGAUAAAAUUGGUAGAUCUGUCCCAGCUCCAGGUAAAGGUAUUUUGACCACUGCUAGAGAACAUCACGGUGACUUGAAAUUCAAAUCUUCAUUAUUGGAUAUUUCAUACAGAAAACGUCAAGUUGAAAGAAGAGUUAAAGAAGUUAAACAAUGGAUUGAUUCUGAAUAUGAAUUUUUACAAGAGGAAGCCAAAGAAUUAUCAGCCGAUGAACAAAACACCUAUAUUGCUGAAAGAAUUCAAGAAAUUCAAAAUGAAGCUCAAUCACAAAUCAAACAAGCCAAAGAUUACUAUGGUAACUUUUUCUACCAAAACAAUCCAAGAAUUGCUCCAAUUCGUGGUGCUUUAGCUACUUUCGGUUUAACUGUUGAUGAUAUUGAUGUUUGUUCUUUACAUGGUACUUCAACCAAAGCUAAUGAUAAGAAUGAAUCAGCUACUCUUGAUAUGAUGUUUAGACAUUUGGGUAGAAGUGAAGGUAACCCAGCAUUAGCUGUUUUCCAAAAGUAUUUGACUGGUCAUCCAAAAGGUGCUGCUGGUGCAUGGAUGUUCAACGGUGCUUUACAAAUUUUAAACAGUGGUAUUGUUCCAGGUAAUAGAAAUGCUGAUAACAUUGAUAAAGUCUUGGAAGAUUUUGAUUACUUGUUGUUCCCAUCUAGAUCAAUUAGAACUGAUGGUGUUAAAGCUGUUUCAGUUACUUCAUUCGGUUUCGGUCAAAAAGGUGCUCAAGCUAUUGCUAUUAACAGUGAUUAUUUGUUUGCUGUUUUGUCUAAAGAAGAAUAUGAAACUUAUGCUAAGAAAUUCAAUGAAAGACACAACAAAGCUUACUCUCACUUCCACAAGUCAUUUAUCAACAACUCUUUGUUCAAAGCUAAAGAUAAAGCUCCAUAUGAUGAUGAUUUACAAAACCCAGUUUACUUGGAUCCAUUAGCUAGAGUUGCUCCAGCUAAAAGUGGUAACUUAGAAUAUGCCUCAAAAUCUAUUCAAAGUGCUGAAUCUUUUGUUUCUGCUUCAUCAAAAGAUACCUCAAAAGUAUUAGGUGAAUUGAGCUCAAAGGUUGCUGGUUCAAAGAAUGUUGGUGUUGAUGUUGAAUUGAUUUCAUCAAUCAAUGUUGAAAAUGAGACCUUCAUUGAACGUAAUUUCACUGAUGCUGAAAUCAAAUAUUGUCAAGGUGCUCCAUCACCACAAUCAUCAUAUGCUGGUACUUGGUCAGCUAAGGAAGCCGUUUUCAAGGCUUUAGGUGUUGAAUCAAAAGGCGCUGGUGCCCAAUUGAAAGAUAUUGAAAUUAUUCGUGAUUCAAACGGAGCUCCACAAGUUGAACUACAUGGUGAAGCUUUGAAAGCUGCUCCAAAAGGUUCAACCAUCAAAGUCAGUAUCAGCCAUGAUGAUUUCCAAAGUGUCGCUGUUGCCAUUUUAAAUUAGAGAGGAAGUUUUUAUAGUAUUAAGUAAAUUUGUAAUUUGUUAAAAUAUAUCUUCCCAGCGUAGUACUACUGUUUGCAAUAAGUGU
Molecule: messenger RNA, 5773 nt
Organism: Hansenula anomala
Lineage: Eukaryota; Fungi; Ascomycota; Saccharomycetes; Phaffomycetales; Wickerhamomycetaceae
Gene: FAS2
Product: trifunctional fatty acid synthase subunit FAS2
Exons: 1
Coding region: 61-5688 (1875 amino acids)
Biological process (GO): long-chain fatty acid biosynthetic process
Cellular component (GO): fatty acid synthase complex
Molecular function (GO): holo-[acyl-carrier-protein] synthase activity; 3-oxoacyl-[acyl-carrier-protein] synthase activity; fatty acid synthase activity
Source: RefSeq, a predicted model, not a curated record